This is a messenger RNA of Fopius arisanus, 944 nucleotides long. It is a transcript of the gene Cpr49Ah, whose product is annotated as cuticular protein 49Ah. Gene Ontology annotation, cellular component: chitin-based extracellular matrix. Lineage: Eukaryota; Metazoa; Arthropoda; Insecta; Hymenoptera; Braconidae. Gene Ontology annotation, molecular function: structural constituent of chitin-based larval cuticle. The transcript has 4 exons. The coding region runs from base 24 to 593 and encodes 189 amino acids. The record is from RefSeq and is a predicted model, not a curated record.
CAUUUUCCCGCAAGGAAUUAAAUAUGAAAUUUUUGGUUUUAGUAACAAUUAUCGGCACGGUAGUCGGCCAGAAUUUCCAUCCAGGUCGGCAGCAACAUUCACCCCAACAGGCGCAAUCAGGACAGUACCAGGAGGAGCAGAGGUCACAAAAUAAUGACAGACAAUUCAGUACAACUACAUACGUGCCCAUUCUGCAGUGGAACAAAGAGCAGGAGCACGAUGGAACCUAUAGAACGAGUUAUGAGACUGGGAAUAAUAUUGUUGCGGAAGAGAGUGGAUACGUAAAGACCAUCGGAGAAGGUGAGAACAAGGCAGAAGCUCUGGUGCAACAGGGGAGUUACUCCUACACCAGCCCCGAGGGCCAACUAAUCACUGUGCAUUACACAGCCGAUGAAACGGGCUUCCAUGCCACUGGAGAACACAUUCCCACCCCUCCCCCAGUGAGUGAAGAGAUCCAGAAGGGUCUGGAUCUGAUUUACGCUGGGAUACGCCAGCAGGAGGAAACCGAUGCUCGGGAAGCAGCUCAAAAAGCUCAACAACCCUUCAACCAGCAGAUUGAUCGGCAACAGGACAAUAAAAAUUAUCGUUUAUAAAUUUUACAUCUGAAAGACAAAACCACUUUGAAAUACUUAAGAAUCAUUGGAUAACCAGUCAGUUUAUGAAUUAUUUAUCAAAUAUUAUAGUAGGAAGUGUCUGACUUUCAAUAUUUCUUUAUCACCUUCUCUGAAACAUCAUCAGCCGCUGAUAAACCACGAUUCAAUAAUACUGUUAUGUAAUUACUGAUGCAAUACAGACGAAUUUUAUCCAAUAGUUUUCUCUUUGUAACCUUUUUGCUGAAAAUAUCAAUUGGAAUGUUUGUUUUGGGUUGAACGUCCAUUAUAUCAUUCAAGAAUAUUUUUAUUCUUCAAAUGGAGUGUUAUCGUAAUAAAUGAUCACAUUAAGGA